CUCCUAUAUAUGGUUUAUAAAUGACAGAAAAAGGACAUAUAGAAACAUAAAACACCUUAUUUUGUUUAGACUUUUGAGUUUCAGAAAUUAAACUGAAUUUUUAAAGGCUAACAACUACUAACCUAUCCAGUGUUGCACAGAGGAAGAUGUGUUCCACUCUAAGUCUUUCUCUCAGUGUUCAUUUAUUGAGUUUUGGUUCCUCUCACUGUUCCAAGCACUGUAAAUAAAAGACAAAUACAGAAAAGUGAAUUGCACUGACUCAAAUUGCUCAUGUAAACUCUUCCACACACUUUUCCGAUGACAUAAUUCACAACAUUGCAUCAGAGCCAGAGGAGUUACGUCAGCCUGGUCACAGCCUCUGGGAGAUGGGAGAUAGCCAAUUACAGACCACUUCUGUUUCAGUCUGCAAAUAAGAACUUUGGACUUUUUUUUUUCACCCAAAUAAAUACAGUCCCACUGGGAUUCCACGACUUAUUGUAAGCAAACUCUCACCCAGGCUGACCAUGCUCUCAAGGCUACUCCUCUGCUGGGUGGUUCUUAGACUCCACGCUCCAUGCACAUGCUUCCCUCUACAGCAGGAACCCUCACCUGAUGAUGUCCUGGCAGAGGACCUUGAAGAACACAGGCAAGCAGAGGAAGAAGCUUCAACAAACUAUUUAAAGAGGAAAAAUGUGAAUGAAAGAGCUCAGAGAAUCACUCACCAAGAAUCUAAAGGAAUCAUCACACACUUGAAAAACCCAACUAAAGGCUGCUUCUCAGUUCUGAAUGUGAAGAGUAACAAGUUCUUGUGCUUGGAUUCAGAAAGAAAGCUGUACACUUCGGAGGAUGACAGCAAUGAGGACUGCUGGUUUCAUCGCAUCAAUAGACAUAAACAUUACCGUGUGUUUCAGUCCUGCACUGGAGAUGUGAUGAUCAUUCUCAAUCAGAAGAACGCCAGCGUUCACACACUUGAUUCAUCAGAGCUCUCUAGCUUCAUCUCCAUUAAAAGACACAAAAAACGCACAAACCGUAGAAAAAGACGCAGCUGGCACAUCGAUCCGUCCGAUCCUUUAGGAUCCGAGUACCCGUAUCAGAAAACAAUCAACAGCCAGAAAAGAGAACCUGAGUACAGCAGCAACAUUUUCAAGGAGACCAUUGCUUUGGUUGAUGAUCCACUGCAGGUGCUGCUUCCACACAGCCCACUCAGCCCAACACUGGAAAAGAACUGGAGAAACAAAAAGUUCAGAUUCUGAGAGGACUGUCAGCAUGUGUCAGAUCAUGUGUCAGUGUAGAAUUUUCUCACUCUGCUGUCGAUGUUUCACACUUAAUCACCCUUCUCACUCCUGUAGGUGAGGUGAGGCUCUAUUUGCCCUUUCACCUAAUUUAAUGAGUUAACAUUUAAACACCAGAAUUUCACAUUUCCACAGUGUAGCUCUUUUAAUAAGGUCAGUGAUCAUGCAAUAUUACAUGAUUAAAAAACUAAAGUCUGUUUCUUGGAAUUGAAGCACUAGUCUUCAAAAGUACUUAGAAAAGAUUGAUGUUAUGUUACAUUUUGUUGAGAAAUAUACUUCUCUUUUAAACUCUUUUUAUUCCACAAUGAUCACCUCGUAACCAUAUGUUCUUCUUAUUAUUAUUAUAUGUAUAUUUAAUGGUGCCGGACACCCACUUAAUGUCACUUAUUUAUUUGUCUUUAUAUAUUUUUGUUAUUUAUGACAUUUAUACUUUAUACUGAUUACUACUUUAUACUGGAUGCUGUCAAUUGCAUACAACAAUGAUUGUGUUAUUUGUAAUAUUUAAGAUGUCUUUUUUAUUC
Messenger RNA from Astyanax mexicanus (Mexican tetra), 1792 nucleotides. RefSeq names its product fibroblast growth factor 23. The record is from RefSeq and is a predicted model, not a curated record. NCBI's taxonomy places the organism in Eukaryota, Metazoa, Chordata, Actinopteri, Characiformes, Acestrorhamphidae. The coding region runs from base 504 to 1232 and encodes 242 amino acids. The transcript is spliced from 3 exons. Gene Ontology annotation, molecular function: growth factor activity.